This is a messenger RNA of Funneliformis geosporum, 645 nucleotides long. The record is from the annotation of a GenBank genome assembly. Lineage: Eukaryota; Fungi; Glomeromycota; Glomeromycetes; Glomerales; Glomeraceae.
AUGGAAAAUGCUCAGGAAUGGUUGGAUAAAAAUUAUCCGAAAGAGAUAAGAAAUGAAAUAAAAAACUUAUAUUUGAAAGAAAAAAAAAUAGAAGGCGAUUUAAAUUUAAGCGAUUUUGUUAAUUUAAAUGAAUUAGACUGCUCUGAUAAUUUUUUAACUAGUUUAAACAUAAAUAAUUGCAAGCAUCUUAAAAGAUUAGAUGUCAGUUUCAAUCAUUUAACCAAUUUAGAAUUUAGUGGUUCGUAUAAAUUAGAAGUAAUUAAAUGCAACGACAAUUUUUUAACCAAUUUUGACUAUUCUCUACUGAGUGCUAACAAACUAACUUAUUUAAACAUUAGCGAUAAUAAUCUUCCAUACCAAGAUUUGUCGCCUUUCAGUCAAUCUUUAAAGUGUUUAGAUAGACUAGAAAAUUUGAACAUUAGUAACACUGAUAUCAAUAUCGGAAUCGAGUAUUUACCUAAUAGCAUUAAUAAAAUUUCCUAUCUAACCCAAGAAAAAUCCAAAGAAAUUAAAUUAUGGAUAGAUUCUGGUUUGACAGUUAAAGACCAUACUUUAGCAGAAUAUUUAAAAAAUGAUAAAAAAAUAGAACCGCUAGAAGCAAAAUCCAGACUAGAUGAACUAACGAAAGAAUAUAAUUUAGCUUAG